Ostreobium quekettii is the source of this 876-nucleotide messenger RNA. Lineage: Eukaryota; Viridiplantae; Chlorophyta; Ulvophyceae; Bryopsidales; Ostreobiaceae. The record is from the annotation of a GenBank genome assembly.
AUGGGCCUGGUGCGCGGAGACCGUGAGUCCGCCACCCUGGCCAUGCAGCCACCAGGGAGUGUGCAGCAUGUGCUCCGCCAUCCCAACAUUCUCUACAGAUCCCUGCUGCCAGAGGACUUCGUUGCUCUUCGGGCCGCCCACGUGGACUUAUUCCCCAUAGACUAUGAUGAUUCGUUCUUCGACAAGGCCGUCAAUGGCCUCACCAGGAUCAUAUCUUAUGCUGCUGUGGACUACAGCAGUGGCAGCGAGAAACUCGUUGGCUUUGUCACUGCCCGCGUCCUGCCUUUGGUGGAGGUCGAUCCCAUGGAUCGGCGACACAUGGGACUGGACCAUUCCAGCUUGAACGGACUGAGAGUUGUGUACAUCCUGACAUUGGGCGUUUUGCCAGAGUACCAGAGGCUGGGUAUUGCCACAAAACUGAUCGACUGGUUGGAAGAUUGCGCUGCCUGCAUGGGGGCGAGCGUUGUCUUCCUCCACGUGAUCUCUUACAACCAAGCUGCGAUGCUACUGUAUCAGAAGAGCUGCUUUCGUUGUGUGGCUUGCAUGGAGAAUUUCUACUGCAUUCGAAGCGGACGGCAGAUCAACCCCAACCAGACACGAUACGAUGCGUACCUUUUCAUGAAAUGGGUUGGCGAGGAGCUGCACAAGCCAGGGCCUUGGGAAGGUGCCAUUGCACCGUUUCGACAUGCAUUUGCGCAAUGGAACGCCUGCCUUCCUUGGUUGUGUAGGGACCAAUUGUUCCUUGCUGGGCCAACGCAUGUGGCAGGCGAUUCCAGCAACCCCCUGAAUGCUGCCGUCAGAGAGCAACCCUCGUUUGCACACCAUGGCAUUGACCAGAACAGCAUGUUUUACCGACUUUUCAAACGAAGUCACUGA